CCUCGCCUUAGGGUCAAUCUCGUCCUCUCGUGUUCUCGCUCCCUCGCUUCGUCACAAUCUCGACUUCUCGUCCUCUCGUGUUCUCGCCUCGGAAGUGCAGUUUAUAACGCAUGUCCACUGACUACCGUAUCGGCAUUUGUAUUCAGUCUGGUAUUUUCAUUCAAAGUCAAAGCCGAUGGAAGCUCUAGCGAUCAACAAAAUUCUCAAUGAUUUGGGCUUAAUCCAUCUCUUAGAUGUAUUUACUGACAAUUCCGUUGGCCCUCCAGAAGUUCUAACAUUAACCGAUUCAGAAUUUAAUUUCCUUGGUGUGAGUGCUAUUGGGGACCGUGCUAGGUUGAGACAGAGAUGUAGAACAUAUUUGAAUGGUCAGUGUGAAUCGCCAUCUUUAAAGAAAUUCAAAGAGCUAUCAGAAAAGAAAAAAACACAGAAUAACAACAAGUUCAAGUCCAAUCAUAGAUUAUAUACUGGGUGGAAGUUAUCUACAGGACAGAGUUUUAAACUAGUUCCACUAUCUCAAGGAGGGGGAUCUAUAAUUAUGGAUCUUCCCAAAGAGUAUUCUCUUCCAGACCUUCAAAAAAAAAAUGAUUGCAACUUUCUUCCCAGAUGGUCAAGCAGUCCAUAAAAACAUAAAACUUUCACAUUGUGAAACAUUCAUCGGAAAUUUUGCUGGUGAACGUGUGCCAUCAAGACUGUUGAAUGGUGAUCUUUUUUCCCUUGAUGGAUAUUUUUCUGAGAUAAAAUCUAAUCCCGUGAGAUUAUAUUUGUAUGCAAAAACCACAACGGUUAAUCAACCACCAUCACCAUCAACUUCAACUACCACAUUAAAUCAACAAACUUCAGCUACAUUAAAUCAACCACCAUCUCCAUCAACUUCAUCUACCACAUUAAAUCAACAACCUUCAGCUACAUGUACUCAACCACCAUCAUCAUCAACUUCAUCUACCACAUUAAAUCAACAAACUUCAGCCACAUGUACUCAACCACCAUCAUCAUCAACUUCAUCUACCACAUUAAAUCAACAAACUUCAGCUACUUGUACUCAACCACAACUAGCAAUUAAUGCUGUAAAUUAUGCAACAAAUAUCAUCAAUGAUGACACAGAUGAUGAACUACCGGAUAUCUCAUUUUAUUCAGGAACACCAACUAUAACCUUCAAGAAAUGUAAAAAAGCUGAGAGCUUGGAAGAGAUUCUAGUUCGCUUGAAUAGUCAGAUAAAAAAUGAGAAAAACAUCAUCAAUGUAAGCCGAGGUGAUGUUUUGUCUGGAACAAGGAGAGCGUUUUCCAGAAAAACCUUCAGGCCCGAAUUCGGUUUAAGCGUCAAAUUUUCAGGGGAAAAUGGUAUCGAUGAUGGGGGACCAUCCAGAGAACUUUUACAACUUCUAAUGAGCUCUAUAAAAGAUUCACAAGUGUUUCAAGGGUCAGAGUGUAAAAUGCUCUGUCCUGAUAUCCCCAGUGAAGAAAGAGAUGAUUACAGACUGUUUGGAAAAAUCAUAUCAUAUUCAGUAAUUCACCGUGGUCCAGUGCCAAGAUUCUUUUCUGGAAUCCUUUAUGAUCUGAUAGCUUUUGGCUCUUGUGAACCAAAAUUGGAUGACAUAGUAGAUUAUCAAAUCAGAGAACAAAUUAAAGAGUUGUCAAGGGCAGAUGAUGUAAUAAUGUUACAAGAGGCUGCUCAGCCUCUUAUUGGCCAUAUAGACUUUUUAGGAGCUAUACCUCUUAUAUUCGAUGUAAAAAAUAAAGAAAGUCUAGUCACAUUAUUAACACGGUAUUUUGUUGUGGACAGGGUAAAAGGAGUACUGAAUCAGUUCUGUGAAGGGAUGGAUUCUUUAGGUUUGAGAAAGGAAAUAAUUAAAAAUCCAGAAGUCAUGAGAGAACUUUUUGUUUUCUCGUAUGAAAAAUUGUCGUCCAUUAAUAUUGAUCACCUGUUUACUCCGGUUUUUAGCGAAAACAGCUUUUCGCUUGAACAGGAAUUAAACAGCCAUGCUCAUUGGAGAGAUUUUCUUCUGGAUCUUGAAGAAACAGAUGAACUGGGUAGUUUGUUAUCUUUUGUGACUGGUUUAAAGGACAUACCUCCACUGGGAUUCAACCCACCACUAAAGCUACUGUUUAGACACCCAUCUUUUGAAUGGGACAUUGCCCCGUUUGCAAAUACUUGUGCUAAUACCCUUAACAUUCCAGUGUUAAAAGAUUAUGAUGCAUUCAAAACUGCAAUGGCCAUGUCUUUAAGAAUUGGCAAUAUUUUUACUGACGCUUAAAAUAUUAACUUGCCUUUUUCUGUUUUACCCAGUCAGUUUGAAAGUUUUUAAGAUAGUUAUAUUUAAAAACACUUUUUGGUCAUACAACGUAGUCUGUUUUAUCCAAUCAAUUUGAUAGUUUUUAAGAUAGUUAAUUUAAAAUUGCCCUUUUU
This is a messenger RNA of Patella vulgata (common limpet), 2404 nucleotides long. Its product is annotated as G2/M phase-specific E3 ubiquitin-protein ligase-like. The record is from RefSeq and is a predicted model, not a curated record. Gene Ontology annotation, molecular function: ubiquitin-protein transferase activity. Lineage: Eukaryota; Metazoa; Mollusca; Gastropoda; Patellidae. The coding region runs from base 582 to 2252 and encodes 556 amino acids. Gene Ontology annotation, cellular component: nucleus. Gene Ontology annotation, biological process: positive regulation of protein catabolic process; proteasome-mediated ubiquitin-dependent protein catabolic process; protein polyubiquitination. The transcript is spliced from 10 exons.